Messenger RNA from Mycosarcoma maydis (corn smut), 1374 nucleotides. RefSeq lists its product as uncharacterized. The transcript has a single exon. The record is from RefSeq and is a predicted model, not a curated record. Lineage: Eukaryota; Fungi; Basidiomycota; Ustilaginomycetes; Ustilaginales. Bases 1 to 1374 code for a protein of 457 amino acids.
AUGGCGUCAACAGCAGCUGCAGCCGUGCCCCGGCCUCCUGCCGCAGCAUCCAAGACUAAGCCGAUGCUGUUCAUCGACGCAACCAGCCUGACAAGGCAAGCAAGACCAGCGUCGAACGUGCCCACCAUCCUCGUCACUCCUCCUGAUGCACCUCCGCAAUACUCGACUAGCAUUCCUGAACAGCAGUACGAAAAGUCGGUUCUCUUUGUACCCGUCAAGACUGAGGAGCUAGGCUGGGAUGAGCACGGCCUCUACUGGAAUGGCACCUAUGCUUACCCCGUCCACCAGAUCUACAACAAAGAAGGCCAACCCAUUGGCCGAAGGCGAAAGGGUCCACACGGCUACCGCUUUGAAGAAUUUUACGACAACAAGAAACCCCGUCACACCUCGUCAUACACAUCAUCCGGCUCGCCAGAGGCAACAAGUAUGGCAGCGGCGGAUGACACUGUCGAGGAAGCCAUUGUUCGUCUGGAAGAACCCGCACCGCAAAGAAUCGACCGCGCCGCCAAAUCCGUGGUGCAACAAGAGCACAACGAUGCUCCCACGCUGGAAGCAAUGGAGGACAGCGAGCUUUUCAGCCCCACCAGCCCGACUUUGUCCUUGACAUCGGACAUGGCCGAGACCGAGGACUCGUGUUCCGUGUGCGACGAUUCGAGCUCCUUGUGGUCGCACAACGAUGCAGCCUCGGACGACGGAGACAGCAGGUGUACUUCGCCAGGUAUCAUGUCCCCGCCCAUGGACAUGGACUCAUCGGCCGAAUUGCAAGCAGAGACGCUCACCAAGAAGCUUUCGGACCUGUCCUCAACCGAAAUGGUCAGUCGGACCUCUUGGCUCUCUUUGGGCACAUUGCCAUGGUCGUCGUCAUCAUUGACAGCAUCGUCCUCGUCAUCAGCAGCGUCUUCGAGAUCGUACUCAGUACCCGUGCCGCGAACCAGCCGAGCCAAACCAGCGCUCGAGAUCGAACAACCCCAUCGAACAACCACUUGCAGAAUGAUCGUCGAUGCAUCGCAAGCCGAACGGCGCAGGCACAGCAGUCCACUGGCUUUCCAGUCCAUCAUAACCGACCUCACCACAUCGCCGUAUGCGCCUUGUUCGGCGUCGACGCCAAACACGCCGUAUCGAUCGGCGACGCUUCCACGCUCGGCAUCACGCAGUGGUUACACGGCAUCACGCAGUGGUUACACAAGCAGGAAGCCCGGAAGCCUCCUCCGUUCUCCGCCGCAGUAUGCACUGUCGCGCAACACGUACCAGCACGUCGCUCCCUCUCCACAACCAGCCUCUACCACUCGCGAUUGGCGAUCCACUACAGAUCCAGACUUCGCCGCUGGCUGGACCUUCGAAAACGCCUCUUCCGCUCUGGCCAACCACUACUGA